Molecule: messenger RNA, 1398 nt
Organism: Lichtheimia ornata
Lineage: Eukaryota; Fungi; Mucoromycota; Mucoromycetes; Mucorales; Lichtheimiaceae
Exons: 3
Coding region: 1-1398 (465 amino acids)
Molecular function (GO): nucleic acid binding
Source: RefSeq, a predicted model, not a curated record
AUGAACGUUGACGAAGUUGCACCUGCUGCUUUUACAGCAUAUCGUCAAGCGAACGACAAUGUUGAAGAAGGGGAUAAAGCUGGGAGUGGUCAGCAAAAGUUGUCAUUUUUGGAGAUCAGACCACCUCAUUUGCCACAAAAGACUUCUGCUGAGCAAACAUCAGGAUCCACUCGGCGAUCCAAGAAGGGUGGAAAGAAGAAUGGCCAUAAUCUGAGAGAGGAUCAGAUUAACCAAAUUAUGAUGCAUGUGUCAAGAGCCGAGCCCUAUAGAUCCAUUGCCAAGGAUUUCCAGAUCUCGAUCGGUGCCAUAUCGUACCUCGCCAAAAAGCAUAAAUCUGGAAGAGGCAUCAUCCCCAUGCCAAAGGGAGGAUCGGACCCAAUGAUCACAGAAGACGGUGAUAAUCUUAUUCGCCAAUGUGUGAGGGAUAACAACACGACCACACUGAGACAAAUUCAGGAUAGCUACCAAAGGCAGAUCGGUGUUUUGCUAUCGAUCUCUACCAUCCAAAGGCACCUUGAUCGUAUUGGUAUCACAUUGAAGCGUGCUAGUAGAUAUCCUGAAAAGCGUAAUUAUGACGAGAUCAAAGAUGAACGUCAAGCAUACGUCAAACGCCUUGUUGAUAAAGAAGGUGUUGAAGACGAAUACAGGGCGUUUAGCUAUAUGCAUAAUUGCGUCUUCAUUGACGAGGCUGCUUUCAACAGCAGCAUAAGACGUAAUUAUGCCUGGUCUCGAGCUGGAACACCGGCGCAUGUGCAGGUACCCAAAAGCCGUGCAGUCUCAGUCUCCCUUUUGGCAGCUAUCACUAGCUCUGGAUUGGUUGAAGCUGCCAUGAAAGUCCACCCUGAUGCUCGUCAAAAGGGUGAUAAAAAAGGCAAAACCAAGGCUAAGCCGAAGAAGAAGUCCAGCAAAAAGAAUGAUGAUGAUGAUGAUUAUGAAGAAGUGGAAAAUGUUGCAAAGGAGAAGUUCAACAAGAACACGACUGGUGCUGAUUUCUUGGCUUUCCUUGAGAAGGUGAUGGAUGCUUUAGAUGAAGAGGGUCGACAUGGGUGGUAUCUAGUUUUCGACAAUGCUGCCAUCCAUAAGCCCGCUUACAUCAAUGACGCAGUCGAGAGCCGUGGUUUCCAUGUAGUACCACUUCCUCGUUAUUCACCAUUCCUUAAUCCCAUUGAGGAAUUCUUUUCAAAGGUGAAAACGAAAUUUCGAAACGAAUAUGAUGGUAAUAGCAUGGAGCAAGACAUGGCAGACCGUUUGUCAGAGGCGAUGUCUUACUGCAUCCAAUCUGACUAUGAGGGUUGGGUGAAACAUGCAACUACGUUUUUCCCUCCUUGUCGAGACCGGCAAAACAUCGCUCCCUUUGAUGACGACUUGAGCGUCGCUCCCUUUGAUGACGACUUGUGA